CAUUCCUUCAAUUCGGUAUUUGUGCACAGUACGAUAAUGUUGUACCUCGUAACGGCUUUUGCAAGUGUACUUUCACUUUUAUAUUAUUAUUUUACAAGAACCUUUAACUACUGGAAAGAUAGAAAUGUUCCCGGACCUAAACCGCUGCCAUUCUUUGGAAACCUUAAGGAUAGCGUGCUCAGGCGUAAGUUCGGUGCAAUACUUUUUAAAGAUAUUUACGAUGCAUAUCCCAACGAGAAAGUGGUCGGAGUCUACAGAAUGACCACACCGUGUCUACUGCUCCGCGACUUGGACGUUAUUAAGAACGUCAUGGUUAAAGACUUUGAUCUGUUCGUCGACAGAGGAAUUUCAUUUAAUCAAGACGGACUAGGAGUUAACCUGUUCCAUGCUGACGGGGAUACAUGGAGAGUACUGAGAAACAGGUUCACACCAGUAUUUACUUCUGGUAAGCUGAGGAACAUGUUGUAUCUCAUAAUCGAACGAGCUGAACACUUUGUUGACCAUAUUGAAACGCUUCGUGUUAAACAAUCGGAACUACCUAUACAUGCCCUAGUUCAGAAGUAUACAAUGGCUACUAUUGCCGCAUGUGCGUUCGGCUUGGAUUUAGAUGAGGGUAUGUAUGAAACAUUGAAUAAAAUAGACAAAAUGAUUUUUAAUGCAAGUUACACGUUCGAGAUAGAUAUGAUGUACCCUGGAAUAUUUAAAAAGUUCAAAGGUUCAAUUUUUCCCAGUUACUUAAAUUCGUUCUUCUAUAACCUUGUACAAAAUGUUAUUAAGCAAAGAGGUGGAAUGCCAACAAAUAGAAAGGACUUUAUGGAUUUAAUUUUACAAUUAAGACAACAGAAAAUAAUUGAAGGAACAAAGAAAGUGGACGAUGAGAAGUUGAGGAUAGUUAAACUGACUGAUAUGGUCAUUGCCGCUCAGGUGUUCGUAUUCUACGCUGCCGGCUACGAGACCAGUGCCGCAACUAUGAGCUACCUGUUCUAUGAACUAGCAAUGAAUCCUGAUAUACAAGAUAAAGUCAUUUCAGAAAUUGACGAAGUACUUGAACGAUACAAUGGUGAAAUAACCUAUGAUGGUUUAAAUGAAAUGACUUAUUCGCAAAAAGUAUUCGAUGAAACUUUAAGAAAAUAUCCAAUUAUUGAUCCUUUGCAACGCAAUGCUCAAGCGGACUACACAAUCCCAGGCACUAAUGUUACUAUCAAGAAAGGACAAACUGUACUCAUCAAUGCUUUGGGUAUUCAUCGCGAUCCUAAAUACUACCCCAACCCAGAGAAGUUUGAUCCUGAACGUUUUAGUCCUGAAAACGAGAAAGACAGACAUUCGUGUGCUUAUUUACCAUUUGGAACUGGACCCAGAAAUUGCAUAGGUCUGAGAUUCGCCAAGGUGCAGUCUCGAGUGUGCGUAGUCAAGUUCCUGUCGAAAUACCGAGUGGAGCCUUCGAAAAACACCCCAAGACAUUUGGAGUACGACCCCAUCCGGCUAGUUCUCUUCCCCAAAGGAGGAAUUCACCUAAAUGUUGUACGUAGAUAAAAUGAAAUUAAUCUAUGUUUAUCAUCUCACGGAAACGAAAAUGUAUAUACAGAUUUAAUAAAUGGUUUAUGGAUCUAA
This is a messenger RNA of Papilio polytes (common Mormon), 1611 nucleotides long. Its product is annotated as cytochrome P450 6B1-like. The record is from RefSeq and is a predicted model, not a curated record. The coding region runs from base 37 to 1533 and encodes 498 amino acids. Gene Ontology annotation, molecular function: heme binding; iron ion binding; oxidoreductase activity, acting on paired donors, with incorporation or reduction of molecular oxygen. The transcript has 2 exons. Lineage: Eukaryota; Metazoa; Arthropoda; Insecta; Lepidoptera; Papilionidae.